UCUUUUAAAAAAAACAAAAAAAAAAGAGAGAGAAAAUUGAAUCUUCCACAGAGAACGAAAUAGAAUUGUCAUCUCAAAUUCUCAAUUCAUAUCCGCACAGCUUUCAUCUCUCUCUCUCCUUCCGACCUUCCUUCAUUUCUGGCGCGUAAAAGCCGGCCAGGAACCAGAACCAUGAAGAUUCGGAGAUGAUAAUCGAUUACGAAUCUCUCACAGUGAGCGAUAGAUAAGAAUGGCAACUCAGCUGCUAUCUCAGACUUCAAUUUUUUCCUCUGUUUUCUGUAGCAAUAGUAAUGGUGUUGGUUUUUAUAAAUUCCGCUCUUCCCCUCACAUCCAUCAUGUCUCUGUUUCUUCUUCUUCUUCAUUUGCGAUGGGUAAAACCAAUCAGUCCAUUUCUAGACUCUGUUAUUUGGCGGCCGAUUUGGUGAAAUCAGGCAAUGGAUGUUCAUGGAUUCAAGAUAACUCCUCGGGUCGCAGUGUUGCUGCCUCCGACGAGUGUUAUCAAGGCACCGUUUGUUAUGCAUUACCCAUGAAACCAGCACAAGUUUCCACUGUGGAGGAUCUUUUUGAAUUCAUAUGCUCAGGUCCCUUGAUAGAAAAGUUGGGUAUGAGCCCUCAAAAUGUAGCUGAUGCCAUAGAUAAAUGGCUGGCUUAUGGUUCUUAUCUUUGUCGAUUGUUCAAGGUUAAUGAAAUGGAGCUCACCAUUCCCCAGAAAGCAAGAUUUUACCAUUACUACAUACCUGUGUUUUUUUGGUGUGAGGAUCAAAUAUCUCAACACCAUUCCUCAUUUAAAGAAGAAGAAGAAAUACCUCCCUUAGUGAUAGGAUUUAGUGCUCCGCAAGGUUGUGGCAAGACGACGCUCGUGUAUGCUCUCAAUUAUCUUUUUGAAGUAACAGGCAGGAAGUCUGCUAUGUUAUCCAUUGAUGACUUCUAUCUCACAGCUGAAGGGCAGACCCAACUGAGGGAAAGCAAUGCCGGAAAUGCACUUCUGGAGUUUCGUGGAAAUGCUGGAAGUCACGAUCUUGAACUGUCGGUUGAAACACUCACAGCUCUAUACAAGAUGACCAAGGAAGAUGAAGGUUUAAAGAUGAAGAUUCCCAGAUAUGAUAAAUCUGCAUUCAGUGGAAGAGGUGACAGGGCUGAUCCUUCUACUUGGCCAGAGGUUGAAGGACCACUAACAGUUGUCUUGUUUGAAGGCUGGAUGCUUGGCUUCAAACCGCUCUCGACAGAAGCUGUCACAGCAGUUGAUCCACAGCUUGAGACAGUGAACAACAGCAUGAAAGCGUACUACAACGCUUGGGAUAAGUACAUAAAGGCGUGGAUCGUGAUCAAGAUAAACGACCCCAGUUGUGUUUACAAUUGGCGGCUGCAGGCAGAGAUUGCAAUGAGAGAGGCAGGAAAACCCGGGAUGAGCGACGAAGAGGUUAGAGAUUUUGUUUCACGUUAUCUGCCGGCGUACAGGGCUUAUCUUCCCACGUUAUACUCGGAAGGGCCAAGUGGGUCAGAUCCAAAGAGGCUGCUUGUGGUUGAAAUCGAUGAAGAAAGGAAUCCAAUUCUUGGUUAUUAGGUGGGUUUCUCAGCUUUCACAUGCUCUUUUGACUGCCUUUUUACACCCCUAUGUGGAUACCACCUACCUACUACUUCCACACAGGUAAUAGCUCUUACUCUUGGAUUGUUCGAAAAAUUACAAAUUUAGUCU
Molecule: messenger RNA, 1696 nt
Organism: Cucurbita maxima (winter squash)
Lineage: Eukaryota; Viridiplantae; Streptophyta; Magnoliopsida; Cucurbitales; Cucurbitaceae
Product: D-glycerate 3-kinase, chloroplastic
Exons: 12
Coding region: 230-1564 (444 amino acids)
Biological process (GO): photorespiration
Cellular component (GO): cytoplasm
Source: RefSeq, a predicted model, not a curated record